Nomia melanderi (Alkali bee) is the source of this 4575-nucleotide messenger RNA. Its product is annotated as myotubularin-related protein 9. The record is from RefSeq and is a predicted model, not a curated record. Gene Ontology annotation, molecular function: protein phosphatase binding. Gene Ontology annotation, biological process: phosphatidylinositol dephosphorylation; negative regulation of autophagy. Gene Ontology annotation, cellular component: cytoplasm. Lineage: Eukaryota; Metazoa; Arthropoda; Insecta; Hymenoptera; Halictidae.
UAAAAUAAGAUAAAAUAAAAUAAAAUAAAAUAAAAUAAAAUAAAAUAAAAUAAAAUAAAAUAACAUAAAAUAAAAUAAAAUAAAAUAAAAUAAAAUAAAAUAAAAUAAAAUAAAAUAAAAUAAAAUAAAAUAUCGUCUAAUAUGUAAACGGCAGUCAUUAUUUUUUCACCAUUCUCCUGAAAAAAACUGUGAAAACACAAAAAUAUAAAGAACAAAUUCAAGUGAAUUCAAACAUGUGAAUAGAAUGUCCGGAAAACAAUGUCGUUUAUUCGUUAAGGAAAACAAAGUAAAGUAAACAGCGAACAUUGCGAGGGACAACGUUCGAAACUCGUUUUCUUCCAGAAUGAAAUAAUCGGAAAUAAGUGACGAUACAAGAUCAGUGAGAUACCUUCCUCCCUUAUCGACUGAAGAACGUAAAGCUUCGAAAGCCAUUAGAAAAAGAACGCAACGAUUCAAACGUAGUCUCGCACAGUCUCGUGGCUGUGUGUGCUUCAAGGAUAACUAACGCGAGAACAUGAUAUUGAAAUUCCAACAGAAGGUAGACAACAAAGAAUAUUAUACGAGGCAUUUCUAUAAACUGUACAAAUUAAAUACGAGAUUAUAGUGAAACGAGUCAAUUCCGUAUAGUCUGCUAAAUCUAUACUAAUCUGUAAUACCAACGACUAGCACUCGUGUGAUCUCAACAACAGCUUGAGUGUUCUAUCGAGUAGAGGGCGCCAAGUCAUUCUCUACUGUUCUCUUUACCUACCUAUCUACAUACUGAAAUAUACACCUACUACGAAAACAUUUCUCAUCUUUUACUGUAAAUUUCACUGUAAAUUUCACUGUAAAUUUCACUGUAAAUUUCACUGUAAAUUUCACUCUUAAUUUUACUGUCAAUCAAAUGUUCAGCAGUCUCGAUAAAAGCUUAGUAACUCGGGGUCUCUUUGUAACCUGUUGUUCUACAAAUUCUAUACAUCAUUCUAUAACAUAAUGCAACGAGUUCUGAAUCGUCUGCAGAAGCUCGUGUGCGUGCAAUUAUUUAUAACAUAAAACUGAUAAGAGGAAUCUCGACCUACCAUUGGGACGCUUCAAGUAACGAUUAUUUCUAUGCAACAUACGAUAUCAAUCGAACGAAAUUGUACAAGCAAUUUGACAUUAUUCGAAAUAAAUAUUUCAACAGCAAUUCGUGCCAUUUCUUUUUCUUGUACUUUUUAAACUUUGCGACGAAUGCCAAUUAUCUGUUGAGGCGAAAAAAGUGUUGUUAUGCCAAUGAUAACUCGUGCGUGUGCUCAGAGAAUCUAAUGGGCAACGUUAUAGAUAUGUAGUUUCUGUCGGUGAAAUUUCUGUACAUGAUGUACGCGAUGUAUGUGAUUUGAAGUAAACAAGACGCGCAGCAAUCGAUAUUUCACUUUUUCAGUUCGCACUGAACAAAAUAGAUGCAUUGUAAGAAGACCGUUAAAGAAUCUGUACGAUUUCCAAUCAAUAUUUACACGAACACGUAUAGUUGUCUCGUUUCAACUGAGUUACAACAAAUUCCAUGUACGAUGGUUUUAUGAGACACCCGUGUUAGGUUAUGCAAAGCUGUCACAAUAUUUAUAUUUCUCUCGAAAUCACUAACAAUUCGUACUUGAAGUAUCUGCGAUCGAAGUAGACGCACAAUGGAACUUAGCGACUUAAUAUUGAUUCCAAAACUUAAUAAUGUUGUACUAAUAGAUAAAACCGAUGGAAAUAAUAAAUCCAUAGAUGGAACAUUGUGCAUUAGUAGCCAUCAUCUUCUUUGGUCGUCGCGACAAGACUCGCGGCAAGAACUCUGGCUUUUGUAUCGAAACAUUGAUCUUAUAGAGAAAAAAUUCAAUACUCAAAGCCCGGGUGGUAGUAUUAUAUUAAAGUGCAAAGAUUUCCGGAUUCUCCAAUUAGAUAUCAAUUCGGUGGAUGACUUGACGAAUGCUGCUCUAUCUAUAGAAAAAUUAACGUCGCAAGAGCAAACUCUACAAUAUCCUUUCUUCAACAGACCGCAAACGAUCAGUAAUAUUACUCUACAAAUAGAGGAUGGAUGGAGCGCAUUUGCUCCUGUUUCCGAGUGGUCUAAAUUGUUGACCGCUCAUGCGGACGAAUGGCGUAUUAGUUAUUUAAAUAAAGAAUAUAAAAUUUGCAAUUCUUAUCCUUCCGCUGUUAUAGUACCUCGUCACAUAGAAGAUAAAGUUAUAAUAUCUUCUGCUAAUUUUAGAGAUGGCGGAAGAUUUCCUGUUCUAUGUUAUAGGCACGACGGCGGGAGUGUUUUAUUAAGAAGUAGUCAACCGAUGUGCGGUACUACAGGCAAAAGAUGCAAAGAGGAUGAAAGAUUAUUAAAUGCAGUGUUAGGUCCAGGCAGACGUGGUUACAUAGUAGAUACAAGAUCCGUUAGCCAAGCUCAAAGUUGUAGAAUCAAAGGUGGUGGCACAGAAAUGGAUGCUGCUUAUCCGCAAUGGCGAAAAGUGCAUAAAGCAAUUCCACGUCCAAACGAUUUAGCGGAUAGUUUUUUCAAAUUGAUAGAAGCUUGUAACGACGUGACAUGUUCUACUUCCCAAUGGCUCUCAAGACUCGAUAAUAGUGGAUGGCUGUCUGCCGUGCAGAGCGCUUUAAAUGCUGCUUGUGUAACUGCUCAGUGUCUUCAUCAAGAAAUUGCAGCUGUAUUGGUUCACGGAAGUGCUGGUAGAGAUUCUACUUUAGUAGUAACUAGCUUAGCUCAAGCAAUAUUAAAUCCGGACUGCAGAACAAUACGCGGUCUUCAGGCUUUAAUUGAACGCGAAUGGAUACAAGCCGGCCAUCAAUUUUUCAAUCGUACACGUCACGGACCAUACCAUCCGGCAAAUUCACAAAAUUCAACACAUGCUCCAACUUUUCUUCUUUUUUUAGAUUGCCUUUAUCAACUACAUUAUCAAUUCCAAUUUAGCUUCGAGUAUACGGUAGAAUUAUUAAGUGAAUUGUAUAAUCACGCAUAUUGCUCUAACUUUGGAACAUUCCUAGGUAAUUCAGAAGCAGAAAGAGUUGGUCUUCGAUUAUCAGAACGAACAUGUAGUUUGUGGUCGUAUAUAAAUCAACCGGAAGAAUUAGAGAAAUGGUUAAAUCCUUUAUACGAGCCAAAUUCAGGAGUUAUCUGGCCCAGUGUUGCACCAAUUAGUAUUCAAUUAUGGAAAGAACUUUAUCUUUCUUGUACAAGUGUUGCUCCGUGGAAAGGUUUACUACCUUGCAUAAAACAAGUAAAACAUAAUCACAUGGCAGUAAAAAAAGUUGCUGGUCAACUACGAGUUCAGAUCAAACGAGCAAUAGAAGAAAUACAUUUAGAUACUGAUACAUCUCGUGAAAUAGAAACUCAAGAUGAACACGCUUGUAUAGAACAGUUAACUUUAGAAUCUCAAAGUACCUGAUACAUAGAUCAUAUAUGUUAAAAGAAGGUAUUUUUAGGUAACAUUUAUGUUGCGAACUGCAUCAUCGAUCUGCUUUUAUUUACGAUACAGAAUCGUUAUACUAAAGUUGAUGUUUUCAACAAUGUAUUACAUAUUUAAACACUUUCAUUUGCAUCUUACAUCUUUUGAAAUUCUAUAAAUUAAACAUCAUUUUUCUGAUGAUAUUCUGUAAAUACGAAUACAUGAAUAUAAAUAUAAAUACGAAUACAUGAAUAUAAAUAUAAAUAUAAAUAUAAAUAUAAAUAUAAAUAUAAAUAUAAAUAUAAAUAUAAAUAUAAAUAUAAAUAUAAAUAUAAAUAUAAAUAUAAAUAAUAAAUAUAAAUAUAAAUAUAAAUAUAAAUAUAAAUAUAAAUAUAAAUGUAAAUAUACAUCUACACUCUUAUACGGCAUAUCCUAUAAUGCACAAUUUAUACAAUACGAGGAGAAAAAAUGAACGCUUGUACUACAUUAAUCACUUGUGCAUUGAUAUACUUUAUUCAUCCGUUUGUAUGUGUAUGUAUUUCGUUUAUUUCGUACAAAACGUUCAAAAAGAAUAGUAUAAUCUGACUUGUUCCAUUUGAAAAGUGUUACACAAGUUUAAUAAUAAUGAAACAUUUUGCAUAAAGACAAAAGAGAUACACAGAAGUAGAAUACUAAAAAUAUACAAGUAAAGUCAUUUGCAUUCAAUAUCUAUUUUGCAAAAGGGUUAACUGUAUAGCUGAAUAUUUUCUUUAAAGUUGAAAGCAAUAACUUUUAAAAGUAAAAAUAAUGUUUUAUCGUUAUUUAAGAAAGAAACAGGAACAUGAGAAAGGUUACUAAUCGAAUUGCUAUCGUCGACGAAAGGUAAAAGAUAGCUAGUACGAAAACCAGCAUUUAUUCAGAGAGUAGAUUUAAUCAAAACAUUGAAACGAAUCGCACGGUUACUGGCUAAACAGUAACUGUUUCCAGUGUUUUCCUUUAUAGAGUACAUAUUGCUAAUAACUGACAUAGAAUAUCAUCUAUUCUAAUGAAAUAGAAUCGACUGAUCAUUGUUUUAUAUAUUCGCAUAUAACGAAGUGUUGAAACUUAUACAAAGUAUGAAUAUAUUAAAAUAAAUUUGAUGUGAUCGAUUACUGUCUUGUAAGUAAAGUUUGUAGUAAAAUGAAAGAAAGUUAAAACUUUGUUAUCC